Messenger RNA from Diplodia corticola, 777 nucleotides. Its product is annotated as ulp1 protease family protein. Gene Ontology annotation, molecular function: deNEDDylase activity; cysteine-type peptidase activity. The transcript has 6 exons. Gene Ontology annotation, biological process: proteolysis. Bases 1 to 777 code for a protein of 258 amino acids. The record is from RefSeq and is a predicted model, not a curated record. NCBI's taxonomy places the organism in Eukaryota, Fungi, Ascomycota, Dothideomycetes, Botryosphaeriales, Botryosphaeriaceae.
AUGUCCGGCUUCCACCCUUUCAAGGGCCGAGUGAGUAGGCAUUUUGGCGAGAACCUCGCGCCCGACGAUGCUAUCCUGAGCUACUAUGACAUCCGCCUGACCAAGGAGGACAUCGACUGCAUAAAGUGCGACUGGCUGACGGACAAUGCAAUUGCAUUCUGGGAAGAAUGGCUCGAACACGAGCACCUGUCUGCCUACCCCAAAGCCAACAUCAGCCUGCUUCGCCCAUCCAUGUCCUUCAUGAUGAUCCAAACGCCUGAUCCGCUCACCUUGAAGGAAGCGCUGCCCAAUUUCUCAAGAACGACGCAUAUUUUCCUGCCAAUCAACGAUUGUCGGAAUGUCAUGGAAGCCGAGGGAGGCUCGCACUGGAGUCUGCUGCUCGUCAGCGUCGUUGAUGGCGUUGCCUUCCAUUACGACUCACUCUGCGAGAGCAACGACCAAGAAGCCCGGGUGGCGACGCAGAAGAUGGCCACGUUACUCGGCCGCAGCCUGCGCUUCAUCAGCAUGGAUGAUUGUCCGCAGCAGGAGAAUGGAUCCGAUUGCGGCGUCUUCGUGUGCCUGCUCAUGCGCUACCUGCUGUUGAAUCGGCUUCUGAGAGCCGACUCGAAGGAGAAAGUCAGCAUGAGCAUGGCGGGCAAAAAUGUCGAGGCCAGCGCGGGCCGCAAGGAAAUGCUGAAGAUCAUUGACGGCUUCAGAAAGGAAGGAAGGCGGAGAUCUCGAAGUAAAAGCCCGUUUAGCGACCACUCGAAGAGUCCUCCUCGGAUAGGCGACGAGUAA